Messenger RNA from Hemibagrus wyckioides, 1893 nucleotides. It is a transcript of the gene cdk21, whose product is annotated as cyclin-dependent kinase 21. The record is from RefSeq and is a predicted model, not a curated record. The coding region runs from base 1 to 894 and encodes 297 amino acids. The transcript is spliced from 7 exons. Gene Ontology annotation, molecular function: ATP binding; cyclin binding; cyclin-dependent protein serine/threonine kinase activity. Gene Ontology annotation, cellular component: nucleus; cytoplasm; cyclin-dependent protein kinase holoenzyme complex. Lineage: Eukaryota; Metazoa; Chordata; Actinopteri; Siluriformes; Bagridae. Gene Ontology annotation, biological process: protein phosphorylation; regulation of G2/M transition of mitotic cell cycle; signal transduction.
AUGGAUGAUUUCACUUCAAAUUAUGAAAUAUUAGCAGAAAUUGGCAAAGGCGCCUACGGGAAAGUGUACAAAGCGAGGGAGGUCGGUCACAAACAGCGCCUCCUAGCGGUGAAGAAGCUCAACAUCAGCGCAGACCCGGACGCAGGAAUCCCGCAGUUCAUGAUCCGCGAGGUGGCGCUAUUGCGGAAAAUAGGCUAUUUCAACCACCCAAAUGUAGUGAAGUUAUUGGAUGUGUCAGCUAGUUUGAAGAAACCAGGUUUGGACCUGACGCUGGUGUUUGAGUACAUCGACCAGGAUCUGUCCUCUUUCCUCAGCACAGUGCCUGAAGACGGUCUUAGCAGAGACAAAAUAAAAGACAUAAUGCGGCAGCUGCUAAAGGGCCUAGACUUCCUUCACACUAACACCGUCAUACACCGUGACCUGAAGCCCUGUAACGUGUUGCUGAGCAGCCGUGGAGAAGUGAAGAUCGCAGAUUUCGGCUUGGCGAGGAUCUACACUAACCACAUCGCCCUGACUCCCUGCGUAGUGACUCUGUGGUACAGAGCUCCUGAGGUGUUGCUCCAUUCAGGCUACAUGUCCUCUGUGGAUAUCUGGAGCGCCGGCUGCAUCUUCGCGGAGCUCUUCCUGCUUAAACCUUUGUUCCAGGGACACACAGAAGUCCAGCAGCUUCAGAAGAUCUUUGAGGUGAUUGGGUUACCUGCUAAAGAGGACUGGCCUAAAGAAAGCCCUAUCCAUUAUAAUCCAGCCUGGGGUAGACAAGACGGCAGCACACAGCUGCUGCCGAGUCUGACCACAGAGGAGAACAGCCUGCUCAGUCAAUGUCUGGCCUUCAGUCCAUCUCAGCGCAUCUCUGCUGUUAGAGCUUUAGACCAUCCUUUCUUGGCUGGUCCUUAGCUUUAAAACACAAUGGUUGACAUGAAGAAAUAUUAAGAAGAAGGGGCCUGAUAGAGGGAUGACUUGGGAUCUUCGUACACACACACACACACACACACACACACGGGAAAUCAAGUAAGGAAUAACACACUUGGGGGUGUGCUGUACAGGGAUAUCGGAUGGAACCCUGAAGUUGUUAGUUUUCAUAUAACAGCAUGUCUUAAAGUCUUUUAUUCCUCUUAUACUUCAGCAAUAAUUAUGUUUUUUUUAUUUUUUUUUAUUAACAAACUACAACUUAUACUUUUUGUCAGUUUAUAGCUACAUUUCAUGGAUCAAGUUCCUUCAUGUUAUCACUAAGGUUAUAGCAGCUGUCUACUCUUGAAGUUCCAAUAAACGUCUGUCACACAAGUCGACAAUAAGCGUAUUAAGAUGUACAUCGAUUCAAACCCUGCACUGUUUUCAGAGCUGCUUUUAUCGAAAUUUAUUCAACUUCUGAGCAAAUCAGAGUCGAGCACAGCGCUGUGGUUUAGACGAAGUGGUGUUUAAAGCACAGGUGUAGAAACCACAGUCUGUCGUGUCUUAUUACGUGGGAAGAUAAAAAGGCGUAUCGGGGGUAUUUUUCAGCCGCUAGCGGAAACGUAGACUUUGAAGAAACUAUAAAAGGCGUUAGUGAAUUUUCUUUUGCUCCAUCACUGGACUUUUCUUUAUAGAACUGUGGGAAAAAAUGUUCGCACAUUAUGCAAUUGAUGAAAUAAUUUCAGGCUGUAAGUUUUGCUUCUGCAUUUACACUCGCAGUAAUUAAAAAGAGAAGGGAUAAGUGUUAAUAAACUGUUGUAAUAGUCAGAUAUUUGACUCAAGUUCAUAUUCAAUAGCGGUUAUACCUCAUUCUGACAUGUGGUGUGACGGGAUUUUCACACUUAUUACUGAAAUUAAAUACAGAACGGAAAUGCGCACUCUAUUUUAAGCAGCUGUGUACUAAUAAUGAAUAUUGCAUUCUUUAAGGUUGCUUACUGUACACAA